Molecule: messenger RNA, 1332 nt
Organism: Paramisgurnus dabryanus
Lineage: Eukaryota; Metazoa; Chordata; Actinopteri; Cypriniformes; Cobitidae
Source: RefSeq, a predicted model, not a curated record
GUCAUCCUCCGCCGCGGUGUGGACAUUUGAAUGAGAAACAUGGAAGUAAAAUGAUUUUAUUCACGACAAAUUUAUUCUGGACUGAAAUAGUUUUAUCACGUUUGACUGUAACAACUUAGGAGACGCAAGCUUAACCGACAAACGCUAUGGAUGACUGUGCUAUUUUCACCUACGCUGAUAAAGAUUUUGUAAAUACUGUUUCUUCGCCAAAUAAAAGCAGGUCCAGAUUUGACACCGCUCUGCGAUCGGGAUGGGCUGAAAAGAUGGACGCUGGGUUGUUUCGGUACCAUCUGGGUGAUCUGGAGACACGGAUCCUUCCUGGUCCGUGUGGCUUCAUCGCUCAGCUGAACAUCAUGAGAGGCACCGAGAGACGAAAACCGCAGGAGAUCGUGAGCAUCCGACAAAACUUUGAUCCGAACCUGUUCAAUUUCAACAAGAUCAACCCGAAAGAGCUGCUGUUUGAAUUACAGAAGGUUAAUACUGAAGCAACAAGUGAAGUAAGAUGUCCAAAAAUGAGAUGCAAAAUCAUAAUAAACGUGAGUCCUUUAGAAUUCGGCCACUGUUUGUUGGUUCCCGAGCCGGAUCGUUGUCAGCCCCAGAUACUGACACCUUUGGCGGUGCAAAUUGGGAUCGAGGCGGUUCUGCUCAGUGCUGAUCCAGGUUUCAGAGUCGGGUUUAACAGCCUAGGUGGUUUUGCUUCCGUCAACCAUCUCCAUCUCCAUGGUUAUUACCUAAACCAUCAACUGAGACUUGAGAGCUCCCCGACGGAACACAUUCUCCUCAAGAGUAACCUCUACCGCCUGGUGGACUUUCCAUCCGGGUUUCUCUUUUACACCCAGGGUCCAGAUCUGGGUUUGACUGUCAGUGCUGUAUGUAAACUCACUGAUAUCAUGGUUGAUAAGAACAUAGCACAUAACCUCUUCAUCACCCGAGGUUGCCCGCCAAACAGGGAGGGUGACCCGUCAUCAGCCCGAAACGGCGUAAGGAUCGUUAUAUGGCCCAGAUUGUCUUGUUUUGGGGUAAAGGAAGAGUCUGCUUUCAAUGUGGCCCUAUGUGAACUCGCAGGGCACCUUCCUUUUAAGAACAGAAAGGACUUUGAAACUAUUACUGAGGAUGAAGUCAAAGCUAUCAUCCGGAAAUAUCUGCUGUCUGAAGAAGAAUUCAGUAAAUUGCAAAUGCAUGUCAUGGAAACAUUAUAGACUGUCACAAAGUAGCAUAAUAGAUAAUAAAUGUUAAUGUAACUUAUUUAUACUGUGGUGCAGGCAUCAAAUUGUGCAUUAAAUUCAUGUUUACUUUAUAUAAUGUGGCGUAUUUUUUAUACGUACGUGGUUA